Molecule: messenger RNA, 6864 nt
Organism: Ostrinia furnacalis (Asian corn borer)
Lineage: Eukaryota; Metazoa; Arthropoda; Insecta; Lepidoptera; Crambidae
Product: fatty acid synthase-like
Exons: 39
Coding region: 79-6738 (2219 amino acids)
Biological process (GO): fatty acid biosynthetic process
Molecular function (GO): fatty acid synthase activity; oxidoreductase activity
Source: RefSeq, a predicted model, not a curated record
CAAUACUCGGGCAACGUGCCUGACCUGGAUCGCUUCGAUGCCCAGUUCUUCGGAGUCCACUUCAGGCUUGGACACACCAUGGAUUCCAUGUCCAGGAAGAUGUUGGAACAGACCUACCAAGCUAUUUACGACGCUGGUUUAAAUCCUGAGCAUCUCUCCGGUAAGAAAGUAGGGGUAUAUGUCGGAACGUGCUUCUCUGAAACUGAGAAAGCUUGCUUCUACGUAGCCAGUAGCAGGACUGGGUUUGGAAUUGCUGGAUGUAGCAAAGCCAUGUUUGCGAAUCGCAUUUCUUACUGGCUGAACGCCAAAGGGCCUUCCGUGGCCAUCGAUGAGUCUUGCUGCAGCUCCACUGUGGCCUUGGAUCAGGCCUACCAAGCCAUGCUCCGUGGCGAGUGUGAUGCGGCCAUUGUGGGAGGGGCCAACUUGACUUUGCACCCGCAGUCUUCGGUACACUAUGGAAGGACUAUAAAGAUCUGCAUGGACGGUAAAACCAAGUCAUUCGAUCAGGAUGCUGACGGAUGCGCGAAGUCUGACGCCAUCAACGUGCUAUUCUUACAGAAAGCGAAAGACGCUCUAAGAAUUUACGCCGAAGUCUUGCACGUGAAAAGUGAAUUCUUGUCUUUAGGCAACGAAAAGAAUCCACAGUUCGGUUUCUAUAGAGACCCAAAGAUUGUGAGGAACUUUUUAAGUAAAUUCUACGAUGAAGCCGGAGUAAUGCCGCAGGAUGUAGAGUAUGUUGAAGCUUUUGGAUCAGCGGUACCCAAAGCGGAUAAAUCAGAAUUAGAAGUGAUCGACCAAGUGUUCUGUGAGAACAGAUCGGAUCCACUGCUGGUUGGGAGCGUGAUAUCCAACAUUGGGUAUGCCGAAGCAGCUACUGGGAUAUCAGCUAUAACAAAGGUGCUAUUGGGAUACCACAAUGGCCAAUUAGCAGCCAACCUCCAUUACUCAAAACCCCGGAUGGACAUCGCAGCUUUGAAAGAUGGUCGAAUCCAAAUAUUGACGGAGCACCAGCCCUUUCAAAGGGGAUUGACUGCUGUGAACAGCCUAUCGAUUACUGGAUGCAAUGCCCAUGUUUUGUUGCAUGGACACUAUAAACCAAAAGAUCCAAGCAAAUACAAGUCCAGUAUCCCAUACCUGGUAACAGUUUCGGGAAGACAAGAGUCAGCAGUGCAGUUGAUACUGGAUGACCUGAAGAGCCGCCCGAUAGACCCUGAAGAGCUGGCACUGCUGCACAAUAUCCAUUGCACGGGAAUCAGUGGACAUGUUGGGAGAGGAUUUACUAUACUUGACACGAAUGCGGAGUUGAAGACGUACAGCAUAACAGAGAAGUGCGAGUACUUCGACGCCGCUAAAAAGCCGCUGUGGUUCGUGUACAGCGGCAUGGGCUCACAGUGGGCCGGCAUGGGCGCGCAACUCAUGCGCAUCCCCAUAUUCAGCGAGGCUAUACAAAGAUGCGAUAAAGUGUUAAAGCCUAAAGGUAUUGACAUAGUCCACGUAAUAACUUCUCCUGACAAGACCACGUUCGACAACAUACUGCACUCCUUCGUCGGGAUAGCUGCCAUACAAAUAGGCCUAACUGAUGUAUUGAAAGCUUUAGGUCUAGUACCGGAUAAAAUUAUCGGUCAUAGCGUUGGAGAAGUCGGAUGCGCGUACGCCGACGGCUGCAUCACCGCAGAGGAGAUGAUCUUGUCCGCUUACAGCCGGGGCUUGGUGUCCAUAGAAACACCCUUUAUCCAUGGCUCCAUGGCGGCAGUGGGUCUUGGGUACCAGCAGAUUGUGAAGAUGCUCCCUCCAGAAAUAGAAGUGGCUUGCCAUAACUCCUCCGAGUCCAGCACCAUCUCAGGCCCUGCUGGUGUGAUGAAGGAGUUCGUAGCUUCUCUUACUGCUAAGGGAAUCUUCGCUAAAGAGGUUGCUUGCUCGAACAUUGCCUACCAUUCGCGGUACGUCGCUGAUGCAGGGCCAACCUUAUUCAAGUAUUUAACAGAAGUUAUGAAAACCCCAAAGCCACGGAGCGAAAAAUGGCUCUCUACAUCCGUUCCUCAAGAACGAUGGGGCGAACCAUCUGCCAAGUAUUCUUCUGCAGAGUACCAUACUAACAAUUUACUGAAUCCUGUGCUAUUUGAAGAAACAUCCCGACUGAUUCCACCCAAUGCAGUUCUGGUGGAGAUAGCUCCUCACGGACUACUGCAAGCGAUCCUCAAACGCUCGCUUCCAUCAACUUGCAACAACGUUACUCUGACUCGGCGUGGACAUCCAGAUAAUAAUUUAUUGGUAUUGGAAGGAAUUGGAAAAUUGUUUAUGGAAGGGUACAAUCCGAAAGUGCAAGUUCUGUACCCAAAGAUCGAAUUCCCUGUUUCAACCGGAACACCAUUUCUUUCACAUUUGGUGCAAUGGGUGCACAGCGAGAAGUGGAAUCUCCCAUUAUACAUAUCAGCUCGUAGGAAUAUAGCAGCAGCAACCAAGUACGUUAUUACUCUAUUUGAUGAAGAACAUCGCUAUCUACGAGGAAAUGUCAUCAGGGGACGAAACGUGUAUCCGUUUGCGGCGGCCCUGGUCGCAGUGUGGGACACUUUAGCGAUGUUUACUGGGGAAACGAAGAAGAAAAUGUCUGUGAAAUUCAACGCAGUCGAACUAUUUGUCCAACCAUUUCUUAAUCAUCAGACCCCAUUAAAACUACAGGUAUCUCUUCAUAGAGGAACUGGUCGAUUUGAAGUAAUGGAUGGUAUUUCAAAAGUAGCCACUGGAUUUAUUUUUGCCUCUCAAAUGAAACAUUCGCAUAUCAUGGGUUCAGAACAUAGCAUAGCAACCAAAAAAGAGGACAUGAUAUUCAGCUGCCGAGACAUUUAUCAAAUGCUUAAUGAAAGAGAAUAUUGUUACAAAGAUGACUUCCAAAGUAUUCAAGAAGCGAAUGAAUCUUUCACUGAAGCCAAUAUUAAAUGGAAUGGAAAUUGGGUAACAUUUAUCGAUGGUCUACUGCAAUUGAAUGCUUUGAGUCUAAAACGCGAUGGACUAUCACAACCUGCCUACAUAAGAACUAUCACAAUUGAUACUAGAGAGCAUACUACUGAACAAACCAGUGGUGAUGGAGAUUUGAUGAGAGCAAGAGUGGAUGAAGUAAAUUCUACUACGAGCUGCGGUGGAGUUUCAAUGAAAAAUAUACAGUUUAUAGACUUACCUCCAUCUAAAAAAGAACAGUUGACACUCAACGCAUUAACUUUUGUCCCGCGUUUCCAAUUAGACAUGACUGAUGUGAAAAGUUCGCUACAAAUCCUUCUACAAAUAGUAGCAGAAAAUGAUAACAAAGACGUUAUAAAAGUGCUUGAUGUACUCACUGAUACUGAGCACGAUACUAAAAAUGAUGUGAGAAAUAUCAUAGACGAAGGAUUACAGGGCAUUAAAAUACAGUACGAAAAAAUAACUGAUCUAGAACUGAAACAAAGAAAAGGGAAAAGAAUGCCGAACGUCAGCGUAACUUUACUUCAACGACUGGUGUUAGACACUGAUAUGUUACAACUUCUAGCUGGAAUUCUGCCACCAGAAUCAUUCAUAGUGGUUGCGGAAAACAGUCCCACCUUCGACGCUGAGUUUUCACCUUUCUAUCGGGUCGUAUCUUCUCACAAAAUUGGAAAUACUUAUUUGAAUUUAGCUCGUUGGUCAACUGCAGCACAACCGACCUCCAGAAAAGUCGUUACAGUUCGAAGUCACACUGAUCUGGCUCUACUAUCAUCAUCUAGAAAUAACUUAAAACCAAAUCAGCAACUCGUUGUGGUCACGUCAUAUCCACCUGUAGACGGAAUCAAGGAAUUGGUCAGCAAAUGGAGAAAAGAUUCCCAUCAUAACCAUGUCUAUUUGGUUAUGUUUAACCACAAAAUCGCUGAAGAAAAAAAUAUGGAUAUGAUCCCAGAUCUAAAUCUAGCAAUUAACGUGCUAGAGAACGGGAUAUGGGGAGGAGUGUAUUACACUCCUCUGGCGGUGGAGGGAUCCAGGGUGGUGCACCGCAAUGUGGCCCUCCAGUGUGAGAAUAUUGGCGACCUCAACUCCCUACGUUGGUUCGAAGUGCCAGAACCUUCCAGUCCUGGGAUUGGAGUAACGGUUUACUUCGCCGGUCUCAACAAUAACGAUACGAAGAAGGCUAUAGGCGUGCUCCCCACUGUAAAUAGCGAGGUGCAGAAUUCUUACGGGAUGGAUUUCAGUGGAGUGACUGAUAGGGGAGUACGCGUAAUGGGCAUAGUGCCGAGCGGAUCCGCUAGCAAGCGCCUUAAAGGCUUGCCGCAACUGCUGUGGCCAGUCCCGGACCACUGGACCAUGGAGGAGGCGGCUACAGUCCCGCUGCCUUAUGCCCACGCCUUCUACUGCCUUGCAAUCAGAUGCAAGAUAUACGCGAAUCAGAGCAUCCUGGUCCAUGGCGGCGCAGGCGCACUGGGACAGGCCGCCAUCGCGAUCGCACUCGCGAACGGCUUGGAAAUAUUUACCACCGUCAGCGAUAUGCACAAGAAACGCUUGCUUAUGAGAUUGUUCCCCGAGUUGAAAGAGGACCAAAUAGGAAACUCCCGGGACAACAGCUUUGGCGAUAUGGUGCUGUCCGUCACUAAAGGUGAAGGCGUCAAUCUUGUCAUCAACUGUGUCAAGGGAGACCUAAGAAAUACUUCCAUCAGAUCCACUUCAAGCCUGGCUGUCAUUUUGGAAACCCAAAUCGAUGAAAACUUCAAUUUCGGGAUGUCCCACCUGUUCGGGGAUCGGAGCUACAUAACUGUUAAUUUCUCGUCAAUGUUUACGCAUAACAUUUUUGAUAAUAUGAAAAAACUCCAGUUACUCGUGAGUGAGGGUAUCUCGCGAGGGUACGUGCGUCCGCUGACGCGCGUGUCCUACCCUCCACACGAGGCGGCGCGUGCGUUGCGUUUGCUGGAAGCGAGCGGUCACCGCGGACGCGUGCUUCUGCGACUUGCUGAUACCACGCCGACUGCGCAUCCUAGAAUUACCUGUUCACCAGAUAAAUCCCAUCUGGUAUUCUGCGAUGACGAGUAUCAUGGUCUGCAACUAGCUCAAAGACUCAUUGAGCGUGGAGCCAAGAAAAUAGUCCUACAUCUUCCGACAGCUCCUACUUCUAUUGUUUUAACGAAACAAUUCUGGGAAAAGAAAAACAUUGAUGUGCAGACUUCAACAGUGGCUUUGAACGGAAUUUCAAACAUUCAUACCUUGUUGAAAGACUGUGUGACCAAAGGCCCAAUAGAAGGUAUUUACUUCGUAGCUACAACAGAGAAGAAAAGUAAUCAAGAAAUCUUGAGUGCGUUGGAUGUUUUAUCUAGGAAGAUAUGUUUGUCUUUAAAAUACUUUGCCAUUAUGAGUAUCGACAAAGAAUUUGGGAAUCGAACCUGUAUUUCGAGGGAGCAAGCCCGUUUACCAGCUACUAAAAUUAUACUACCAAAAAUAAACAGGUUGAAUGCCUCAGAUGAGUCUGAGAUGGCAGUUUCCUGGAGCAGCGCACUGGAUGCCUUGGAAAACGCAGUGAGGUCACCCAUAACCGUUGUUCAAGCGCAUCUUAGAUGUGACGAAAAACUAGGGCUAUUGCAAAAGAUAGUCGCUACAGCUGAUAUAAAAAUUAAAAGGGAUGUAGAAGACACUACAAUUCUAAGAGACAUUGGUGUGGGCCAAGAAAAGGCGAUGAACGUUGCUGCUCUAUUCAAGGAUGAAUACCACAUGUGCUUGUCCGCAGACGACAUCCCUCUGCUAAGCAUGAAACAAAUCCAAGAAAUUGACCAAAGCAGUGGGACAAUAUUGAAAGAGGUCAAAGGUUUGGACAUCUUCUUUACCCAUGUGGAUACCGAUGAGUUAACGGCUACCACGGAGAUGGUGUUUAUGCCCACUUUACUCUGUGCUACUAUGAGAGACGAUGAGAUCGACAUGAAUGCAACCACGUUGUGCAUCGUCCCAGGGUUGGAAGGUCACUGUGAACGCUUCAGGGAACUGUGUGAGAGACUCAAGUUGGCAGCAUUAGUCUUGCAGCCAAGCCUUGACUUUUUGGAUGAAAGUAUUCAGGAGACAGCUAAGAGAUAUGCUGAGAUCCUGCUGAAGAGAAUAAAUUAUAACGAAAAUAAGAAGUUUUACCUAGUGGGCUAUGAGAGUGGAGUCUUGGUGGCAUUGGAAUUAGCAACAAUACUGGAAGGACUUGGAUACGAUGGCAUCGUUUACUGUAUUGGAGACGCACCAGAACAAUUCAAGAUGCUUCUUGAGGCAGAGCUCCAAGGAUUUGAUGAAGACGGAUUAAUCCGUCACAUGUUCGGCUUGAUGGGCGGGAAGUAUGGGGUGGCGUUCAGCGAGGGUUCAUCGUGGGAGGAGAAGGUGGAUGUAUGCGUACGAGCGUUAUUAGGCCGUGUGCCGCAGUCUGCGCAAUAUGUGCGCAGUCAGUUCAACGCAGCGUUGGCACGGCUCAUCCAAGCUACUCAGUACACCCCUUGCCUAAAACCUUUGCGCUCUCGCCUCAUCCUCAUUCGUCCUAACAGCUUUAAAUCCCUCGACCCUGAACCUUUGCAAAAGUACUCCCAUCAACCCAUAACAGUCCACAACCUGAGUUCAAGUCUCGCGCAUGCGCUGAAGGACCUACGCUGCGCUACCAUCAUCAACCAACAUCUAGAUCCAGAAUUAAGGGAAGAAUUCGAAAAGAAGAAUCUUUGCGAAACAUAUCUUUUGAAUGCGGAUAGUUACAUGACCAUGGAAGAUUUUGAUGAUGAAGGCAAAUAAUUUAGAAGGAUUACUUUGUGUUUUAGGGAUUUUGGGAUUAUUAAGUUUGUUACUGACUGUUGAAUAAAAAAUUUGGAGAAACCUAAACUUUUUGUAAAAGAUACAAUACAUAAAUUAAUAAAUAGC